Amyelois transitella is the source of this 1619-nucleotide messenger RNA. RefSeq lists its product as uncharacterized. The coding region runs from base 564 to 1619 and encodes 351 amino acids. Lineage: Eukaryota; Metazoa; Arthropoda; Insecta; Lepidoptera; Pyralidae. The record is from RefSeq and is a predicted model, not a curated record. The transcript has 4 exons.
UGUCAACAUGUUCCUAUUCCUAUCCAAUUUUUUUAACAAGUUUUGAUUUCAAGUAAAAAAGGUCUGAUUCUGUUUCAGAAUUUACAAUCAAUUUAUUCUCUUUUUAUGCUAGAAUCGCCUGAAUAGGUUAAUUUUCUAGAAAUAGUAAAAUCUUUUGUUUCUUAAAGUGAAAAAUGAUGGGUGGUUUCGAAGAUGAAAACUGUGCUCAACACUUGUUGUGAUUGAAUCGAACGACGGUUUCGAAUGUUUCAUUUCAAUCGCCAUUACGCUACUUUUUGUAAUGGUUGUACUAGCAAUAAAUUUUAUUUUAUGCGUGAACAAAGUGACCACUUUUUAAAUCACGUAGGAAAACUUCUUUAAAGGUUUGAUGUAUUUAUUUUCAUAAAAAGAAUAAGUUUCUUUCAAUUUUGGCGGGAGUGCUGGCACAUUCUGAGUCCGUCGUAGAAUUACGAUCUGUCAUCUGUCGCCCCCCUGGCCUCGACGUCGCCGUUAUAGCUUUAUUUUUCACUAGUUUUCACCAUUCAAAUUAGCAGUGCAAUAGUGAAAUUCGUGGUGCGCGAUUGAUGUGGACAAACGAUGAUGCGUCGCGAAUAGGCGCAUUGGAAAUGGAUAGCAGAGGAGCUUGCCCAAGUUACGAAGCCGGGUUUGAUGUUUGCGACCCCCUGGGGUCCGUUUUGGAGUGGUCAGGUCGAGGCCCAGCACGGGUACUGCGUAGGCGGUGCCGCAGCGAAGGCAUUGAUCGUUCGCCGUAUGAGGAUGCAACUCUCGAGUCGCAUCGUUCGGCGGAUGGCAUACCACGACAGCGGGUUCUUCCAAAUAAGAGCUACUUCACAUUGAAUAACAUUGUUGAAAGCCGUUCUAACCGCUUCAGACACGAGUGCUCGCUCCCUGCUGCUGAGAACGGUGACUACAUAAUGGCACACGAACUCAACAGGCACCAUGGAUAUCAAUCUGGAAGAUCAAAAUUCGUCAGGACUAGUCCCACCAGACCACUCUUGGUAACAACAUUAUCCAACACAAAAGUAGAUGAUAAUAGAUUGCCAAAAGUUGAAGAGUUACUUGAGAAAGUUGAUCAUGAAAUGAUGGAGGUGCAAGUGGCUAAGCAACCUUUGAAAUCUAUACUCAAUAAUCCAUUACCAAAGUCCCCUCCUCAAGGCAUACUUAAAAAACCUAAGAAUAAGUCUCAUCAUGACUCAAAAGUAAGCAUUGAAGGCCGGCGGCGGCAGAGGGCUUCAAGUGAAUCUGACAAUCUUUACUGCAGCUUCCAUGUUGGUUCCCCUAUACCAGGAUAUGAUAACAGAAUGACAUACCUCUCUAACAAUACAAAGCGUGCAAAAGAUAACUCGGGUACAGGAUACUCCUAUGGUACUGCCAUAGCCUCCCUGAGUAGUCCUCCCAGGUCACGGACCACUAAUCUAAAUGAAGUGAAAAAUGCAAGGUGCUCAUGCAAAGAAGUCAUAGUGACACCAAGGGAUGAAUUUCAUAAUGUACAUGUUUUGAGGACCACUGCUAUCAAUAGUGACACUGUUGGUGAUAUUCCUAAUGGUGAAGUUAUAAUUGCUCGGAAAUCUGAAGCCCUAAUCAGUAGUCAGUAUAAUGGAUUACCUGACUGGCUGUAA